AUGGCUGGUCAGUGUCUCUUAGGAUUUUUCGGCCAUCAGUUUUUAUUGAUUUUAGAUAUCGCACAAAGCAUUUAUUGCGGUGCUGAAGAAUGGUGUGAUGAGGUACGUGAGGGACGCGCGCUUUGUUGUUCUCUUUCGCGGCCACGCAUCCAAGCAGUCAUCCCGCAAGAAAAUUUGUUAAGAAAACUUAGUGCGCUGGGGAAUGAGACAGCAGAAAUGUAUCAUGAAAGUAUCCGAAAUCCUGCAGAAAUUGACAGUCGGCAAGAUUCGCAAGGAUCGUCGCAUAGCUCUUCAGUGAACGAUGAUGAUGGUGAUGAUGAUGAAAACACGGGUGCUGUGCGAGAGGAGCUGGUAAACCAUUUGGACGCUGAUGCUGCAGUAGCAGAAGACGUCACUGAAAAUGCUCGAAAACGGGCACCGAGCAGUUCAGAUGAAACGCCUACAAAGCGUGCACGAAAUGAUCCUGAACACGAUGAGCCGGAGUUUGUCACUGUUGCUGAAAGUUCAGAUUCUGCUGAAGAAACAACGGAUAAGGAGAAGAUUUCCGAAAAAAGUGGUUGUGCAACGAGAUUGCAACAGUUGGAAGAUUCUGAUUCAGAUGAUUCUGUGGUGAUUUUAGAUAGUGGUGGCGACCAGCUAACUGUCAAGCAAUUCUUUUUUCGCCGAUAUGAGUGUUUUGGUGUGAUUGUAUGUCUUUUUCCAACGGCAUAUUUUUCGGUUUUUCUGGAUGCGCACACGAUGCGUGCUUUUCAGUAUUGUAGUCUUGGUGAAUCACAGCCAUUCACAGAAUUACUAGUUUUCUGUGGCCUGGAGAUGAGAAUUUUGCUAACCGGAGCGGCAGGUUUCAUUGGCAGUCAUGUUGUCCUGGAAUUACUGGAAUCUGGCUAUGACGUAGUGUGCGUUGAUAAUUUCUCGAAUGCUGUGCAAGGUAUGUUUUUUCAUCUCAUCUGCAAGAUGUUCUUUUUUAUCAGCUGUUUUCCAGUGAAUUGA
Molecule: messenger RNA, 990 nt
Organism: Gongylonema pulchrum
Lineage: Eukaryota; Metazoa; Nematoda; Chromadorea; Rhabditida; Gongylonematidae
Source: the annotation of a GenBank genome assembly